CGCAUCUCCACCCCAGAGUGCACCGAUAACGAUAACCUUAAAAGCGGCAAUGCCCCACGCCCCUGUGGGGUUGGUGGAGAGUGAAUGCAGAUCGUGAAUUCCCCAUUCUUUCUUUCCGUGUCAAUCUGUUUCCCGCUUCUCUUGUUCCCCAACACUGAACUUGUUUGCUUCUCCCGUCAGAUCUCAACCGUCUCCCUCAUUCAUUCCAGCUUGUCAACCUGUUGGUCCGCCACCACGAAUCUGACACCGCUCGCAAGAGGACCUACUUGCAUCGUCUCAAAUGCCAGUCUGAGAAGCGUUCGCAUGUGCGUCAUCUGCCAGGGACGGCUAGGGGAGUACAUCGACCCGUUCGUCGGUACCAUUCGAGCCGUCAUGAGCGCGUACGGGAAAGUUCCAUGUUGUUGGCGUUGGCGCGCUCACGUUCCAUCGUCAUCACGGACGGCUCGGUUGCCAGCAGCAAACGCCCUUCUUACCUGCCGACCUGACCCCGCGUCUCCGGCAUUUGCACUUCAGUUGGCGAUCUGCUCAGCCCGAGGCAGUAUCCUUACCAAGUCUGUCAUCAAAUUCCACCAUCGUUUACAACUGAUGUUGCGCAUGUUCUCUUCUCACUCUUUACUCUAGGUCCAACAUCCUCUGACAGUACUAUGUUUUCGCGGGUAUGGACGAAAGAAUACUGCGUACACCAAGUGGUGUGCCUGUUCCUUCAGCGACAAGCAAAUGGCGCUGCUGAGGGACCAGUCAAGAUACAUACGAAGACUCAGGAUGUCCAUAUUUUGUCGGCCACAACUUCCUGGGCCUUCAAUAUGGAAUUACAGGCGGC
Messenger RNA from Neurospora tetraspora, 820 nucleotides. RefSeq lists its product as uncharacterized. The coding region runs from base 85 to 621 and encodes 178 amino acids. The transcript has a single exon. The record is from RefSeq and is a predicted model, not a curated record. Lineage: Eukaryota; Fungi; Ascomycota; Sordariomycetes; Sordariales; Sordariaceae.